Molecule: messenger RNA, 13056 nt
Organism: Podarcis lilfordi (Lilford's wall lizard)
Lineage: Eukaryota; Metazoa; Chordata; Lepidosauria; Squamata; Lacertidae
Source: the annotation of a GenBank genome assembly
UGGAUUUAUGUGUAGAGAUUGUAUCAGUCUUGUAUACAAAGCCAGAAAGAUUACUAGCCUGGAGUUUUUUGGCUUUUUUUUAGUCUGAAAAGAGACUAUUAGCCUUAGAGCCCUUUGCAAAACGAAAAGCGCGAACUGCAAAUCUCAAAUCAGGCAUUUGAUAGGCGAGAUCACUAAUAAACAGUUUAGGAGAUUCCCUUGGGGGGAAAAAAGAGGGAGAGAGAGAGAGAAGAUGUGGAUUGCUUUCGCACGGAAAUAGGAAAAACUGUUGCAAUUUCUUUUUGCAGCAGGCGACGCUUCUUUCCGGCUGUGCUUUGCGAUGGUGGAGGACGUCAGUGCCGGGCUUGUGUGCAGUAUGUUAGACCCUGAGGGCAGUGUAGAGCACAAAGCGGAUCCCUCCUUCCCCAAAGUUUUUCUUAUCCCCUUAGCCAUGCUGAUCGUCAUAGGAGCGUUGCUCUUCUUAGCAUUUUCCGCCACCGAACAGAAAGAGGACAGUUUUUACUCCUACAAAGUGGUGAACAUCAGGGGCAAGCUAGUUUCCCUGGACAAAUACAGAGGCUCGGUAAGUUUGCAAGGAGAGCUGCCUCUGCUGCCCCAGCUAACCAGCGAGUCUCAUCGGCAUGCCUGCAUGACGGACGGUGUGGGGGGAGAGAAUGCAUCUUUUAACUGGCUUGACCGGUUUGGGAACGGUCUCGUUUGGGGCGCGUUGCCUGCGAAUUGGCGCCCACGGCUCUGCUAUAAUCUCUAUUAAAGCACCAGAAGUUUGCUGCAGUCAGGUCCCUUUUCUGCUUGUUCUUGCAUGAGAUGUUCCUUCCCCCCAGAGUAUUCCGCGUAUACGUGGCAGGCAGGCAAGACGCCUUUCAUUCACUCGGAAUCGCAACGCCUACGUUCUUUUCUGGCGAUGCCACUUGUUGAAGCACCAUCAUCGGGAUCCAUGCGGGUUUCCCUCCUUUCUUUUAAAAAUAGUUACAGAUUGUCAUUGCAAUAUGUUCGCUGCCUUCUUAAGAAAACUUCAUUUUGUUUAACAGGGUGGGGGAAAAAACGGUGGGAGGGAGAGGCCCAGUGCUGCAGAGGAAUUCAACAGGAAACAUCUAAUUUGACAUUUUAUAACCCUGUCAAACUACCGCUGCUCUUUUAAAUUUUAACAUUGGUGUUAUGUGAUGCGGAGGGUUACCUGAAGAAGAGGCAUUUAAUUUAUCUGUUACAGAUAUUAAAGAUGCUAUAUAUGUUCUUUUUCUAAAGGUCUGAACUAGGUUCUACUCAGAAUAAACCCGGUGAAAUUAAUGACGCUAAGUUAGUCAUGCCCAUUAAUUUAGGGGGGUCUACUCUGAGUAUGAUACACGUUAGAUUCAACCCUUAAAUUCAUAUUCUUGAAAUGUGCUGCUUAACUUAUAAGCAGUAAUGUAUAUUUGCAUAUGUUUAAAAAAAACUGCAAUGGAAGCUGAAAAACCUAUCUUUUUCUGCAGUACUUAACUUUAAAAAACAAACCCUGUUCUAACACUCUCCAAGACUGCAGGCUGUAGUUCAGCCUUUGCCAACCUGGUGCCCUCCAGAUGGUUUGAACAACUCCCAUUAUCAACCACAGUCAGGCUCUGUUGGCUAGGGAUGAUGGGAAUUGUGGUCCAAAACGUCUGAAGAGCACUGGACUAGGUUAGCUAAGUCAUUUCCUAUGGACUCCCCUCUUUCCCACCUCUGUCUAUGCUGAAACAGUUUAGGUGGUCAGAACAUAUGGUCAUCAACGUUCUGACAACUUGAACUAUUGUAUUUAGGUAUAUUUUUUCCCUUUUCUGGGUAUGAACAACUGGUACUACAUACAAAUUAAUUGCUUUAGUUUCAUCCUCACAUAGCUAUUGCUCCCUAUUUUCUUCACCCACACACCCUUGGACACUUCUAAAAGAGCAAAGUGUGAGGUGCUUACAGUGGACACUAGAUGGCAAACUUGAUUCACAGUAAUUUUGAUAUUGUAAGUAUAUCAGCAGAUAAUUGCUUUUGCUCUUACCUGCUGUCAGAAGCUAGAAAAGGUCCAUUACAUCCUGAAUUAAGGGUGCUUCCAGACGGAUUUAAUCUUGCAUAUUGGUUGCUGAGGUAUCACAUAUUGAUUGUUGGUGACAGGUUUUUUUUUAAUUACCUGAUUUUCCUCUAAAUGGGUAAUUUUCAAUUAAAUGGACAAACUAAUGCUGGAAAUUAUGGAUACUGCAAAGAAUGAUCCCACUGGAAACUCCCUCUAACUCCUAGGGCUCUGAGAAUCUGAGCUCUAAGGGACAGAAUCAAUCCAUCUCACAGAGAAAAAUUUGGGAUUUCCCUUUCUGCCCUGGAUGUAUAUACAUUGUUCAGCAUAACAAAUAAAGACGCUGCUAAUUUGAACUGGAAAUGUAUCAUCUAGGGACAGAGUGCUUUGCAUAGGACAUUGCGCUUCUGUAAAACUCACUCCCACGCUUGCAUUCAGACACUGCCCACAAUGUGUUCGGAAACUAUAUAUCCCUUAUCCCCCCCCCACACACAACCCAUGGAAGCAAAUACACAAGAGAGCUUGUUAUAGAAAAAACUAUUGAAAAUACCUGGCGGGGUUUUUUAAAUGCAGUGUUGACAAAGUCAGUCCUUUUUCUGGCUCAAGAGAUGUUUAUGCAUUCACACUGCCCUUACAAGCAUAUCCAGACAAAACAUUCUCAUGCUCCUAGUCCAGCAUUGCAGUCGGCCGUACCCAGAUCCUAGAAAGCUAUGAUAUAUUGUGGCUAUCUGGACACAAACACACUGACAAGCCUAGAGCCAGUGUGGUGUAGUGGUUUGAGUGUUGGACUAGGCCCUUGGGAGACCAGGGUUCAAAUCCCCACUCACCCAUGAAGCUCACAGGGCCAAUCACAGUCUCUCAGCCUACCUCACAGAGUUGUUAUGAGGAUAAAACGUGGAAGAAGAAAACCAUGUAGUACUUUGAGCUCCUUGGACAGGCAUAGGCCAACUCCGACCCUCCAAAUGUGUGGGACUACAAUUCCCAUCAUUCCUGACCACUGGUCCUGUCAGCUGGGGUGAUGGGAAUUGUAGUCCCAAACAUCUGGAGGGCUGGAGUUUGCCUAUGCUUGUCGUUGGAGGAAAGUUGGGAUAUAAAUGCAACAACUAUAGAAGGCUUCAUAUUGGCAGGCCAUUCCUAACUAACUCUGUGAUGGAUGUGGAACCUGUAGCCCUUUGUAUGUCCCCUCCCAUCAUCUCCAGCCAUUGACUCUAUUGAUUAGGCUUAUGGGAAUUGGAGUCCAACAUGUGCAGGGCCACAGGUUCCCUCCUCCUGCCCUUUGUGAAGAGAUGCUCCUAGUCUGGGGAUAGCAAAGCUAAGCUGAAAAGACAGAAGCUCUGGAAUUUUUUGUGAGUUUUAAAAGAGAACAAAGAGGCCUGAUAUCAGGCAGAUAAAUAAAUUGCAUCACACUGAGAGUAAAAAGCAGUUAUUGCAAAGAAGCCAUGGGUCACAACAAGGGCGGCACCAGGGGGGGAAAAACCAGGGGGGCAAUGAAGGAGCAAAGUAUCUAGGUGGAUCUCUCCAAGAACCUGAUAUCUGCAUACAUGGGACUCUCAGGAAGUUUUCAAUUCAGCUAUUGUUCAGAUCUAGAUUUGCUUAGCUUCAGAGAUAAAACUACAUCUCAUUGUAAAUAGUACAUUUAUCAAUGUCACAUUGGUUGCCUGAAUGAGAAGAAAAGUGUGUGUGAGAGAGAGAGACACACAGAGAAUGUUACUUGCACACAUGUGUGCUCACACACAUACGCAUACACAUACACAUACACAUACACGAGUCCUGCAACAAGAUUUUGCACUGCUGAGUACUCCAGUCAGUCCAGUUGAUGAAUCUUCAUCCAGUUUUCUAUUCUCCCAUUCCAAUAGUCAGCUAUCAUUCCAUGUCCACUGAGGAUACUUUUUGGUCUAUUUUAGUUUUUUCUCUCCCCCCCUUAAAUAUAUUUUAUACUUCGGAAAAAUGUGGCAAUUCCUAAGUCUGCUAAUGCCUUCCUCUUCAGAACAUUGAAAAUAGAGGGAAAUCUGUGUCAUGAUGACCUGCACUUCAAAAUGUACAACUACAUUACUGCUAAUGAACUCAUACAUUUGUGCCAAGGCCGCCUUACGUGGGCUUGCUUGGGACUUCAUGGCCUCCAUAACAACCAUGAAACUGUCUCUAUUUGUCAUUGACCUGAUGCAUAGAGCAGGGCAUGUCUUCAAUAUAACUCUUGCUCCAAGAGAUGAAAGAGAUAUGUCUGGGAAAGGAGGGCUGGAGAAAUUCCGUUGUCCUUCUCAGACCAUUUCCUGGUGAGGUUUGGUCCCAGGGCAGGAGUAUUCUCCUACAGGGGUAGGGACCCAUUAGAAUGGUCUGCCCCCAGAGAUGUAUGGAAUCCAGGAAUUUCUGAAUGCUCUAUGGGGAAUUUUCUGCAGACAGGGCUGGGGUUCUAGUUGUUGCUGUAGUCUAACAAUAUGUAUCAGGAAGUCAACAAAAUCAUUACAGUGGUACCUCGGGUUACAUACGCUUCAGGUUACAGACUCCGCUAAUCCAGAAAUAGUGCUUCAGGUUAAGAACUUUGCUUCAGGAUGAGACCAGAAAUUGGGCUCCGGUGGCGCGGUGGCAGCAGGAGGCCCCAUUAGCUAAAGUGGUGCUUCAGGUUAAGAACAGUUUCAGGUUAAGUACGGACCUCCGGAACGAAUUAGGUACUUAACCUGAGGUACCACUGUACUGAGUGACCUCUCUGGGGUUGUAGUAGAUUGCUCAGUGAAGAUGUUGACCCAGUGUGCGGUAGCUGUGAAAAAGGCAAACUCUCUGCUGGGGAUCGUUAGGAAAGAAAUUAAAAAUAAACUGCUGGUGUAUGAAUGCUGUUCUAUAAAUCUAUGGUGCAACAGCAUUUGGAAUACUGUGUUCAGUUCUGGCCACCUCACCUUAAAAAGGAUAUCAUAGAGUUUGAAAAGGUUCAGAAAAGGACAAGCAAAAUGACCAAGGGAAUAGAGUGAGUCCCCUGUGAAGAAAGCCUGCAGCAUUUUUGACUUUUUAGUUUUAAAAAAGGAAAGCAAGAAGUGGCAUGGCAGAUAUUUAUAAAAUGAUGCACAACGUGGAAAACGUGGAUCAACAAAGAUUUAUCUUCCUCUCUCAUAACACUAUAACUUGUGGACAUUGAAUGAAGCUGAAUGUUGUAGGUCAAAAAAAAAAAAAGCUCUUCUUUAUGCAGCACGUAAUCAGACUAUGAAAUUCGUUCCUACAAGAGGUAGCCAUAGCCACCAACUCAAAUGGAUUAAAGAAAUUCAUGGAGGCCAAGGCCAGGUUAUGUGAAGGACCUACCUGUUCACUGAGAUCUGCAGAGGCUCUCCUGCUGAAAUCAAUAUUGCAGCAAUCUGGGAGAGGGCCUUAUCUGUUGUGGCACCCAGUUUAUGGAAUCACCUCCCCUCUGAAGCAAAGCAAGCAUCAACAGGGAUGAGUUUUCAAUGCCUGCUGAAGGUUCAUUUGUUUAUCUGGGCAUUAUCUGGUCAUUGAUGCCAAGUCUGUAGCUAGGUCUGGCUUACUGUGGGCAUUGUUGCAAAUAUUGGUUGCUGUAUUUUAAUGUUUGAAUUUUAGUGAGGAUGUAUUUAUAGUGCUAUGAAUUGCCCUGGGUUUUUUAAAAUGCAGGGAUCUAUAUCUAUCAUUGGUCUAGCUAGCUAUCUAAUAAGUGAAAUAAAUAAUAUGUCUCCUCAUUGUUAUUUUCCCUUUAGGUGGCCUUAGUUGUCAAUGUUGCAAGUGAGUGUGGCUAUACAGACAGCCACUACAAAGCCCUUCAACAGCUGCAGAGAGAACUUGGCUCAUAUCAUUUUAACGUGCUGGCAUUCCCUUGUAAUCAAUUUGGACUUCAAGAACCAGGCACCAACAAAGAAAUUGAGAGUUUUGCCAGGAAAACAUAUGGAGUCACCUUUCCCAUGUUCAGCAAGAUAGCAGUCAAGGGCACCGGGGCAAAUCCAGCCUUCAAAUAUUUAAUUGGUGAGUACAGCAGGCAUUCUAAAGCGGCUGACAUUGAAUCUGCUUUGCCCCCAAAGUCGUAGAUGAUUUAUGAUAGCAAGCGGUGCCAUUUCAGAUGGGGGGGGGGAGCGGCAGGGAGGUUGGCAAUAUUCAGCAAGGUGUAAGGGCCAGUUCUUCAAUGCAGUCAAGGUUAAAUGGUGAAAAGGCAAUCUCUUUCUAGAGCAUCUGUUGUGAUUAUGUUCUAUCUUCUUUUUUCUAUCUCCCAGGAACUCAAUAGGAAUGACAGGAAUUCAGUUGAGGUUUAAUUGCCUUGUCCUUCAAAUCAAAGUAGUACAAAAACAUUCAAAUCACAGAUGUGUGUUCCUGGAAAAGUGUAGAUGGCCGCCUCUACAGGUUCCACUUAAACUUUUUCAGAUAUCAUUUGUGCAGUCUUUUGAAUGUAAGCAACAGUUGGAGCUUAUGCCUCCUGGACUGUGUCCGGAUGAACAACUGUUUAUCGAACAUUUAUCCUGAUUUAUUUGCAGGGAGGUUAGACAACAUUGCAUCCCACACUUUCCCCAUCACUUUCCUUAUUGCAAAAAAGUCCAGUCAUUUGGGGAAGUGGAUUUAUUGCACAGGACUUCCCAAUCAACUAUAACUGAGCAACCUGAAUUGGUUGGUAUGUGACUGAAUCUCACCCAAGAAUAGCGACAGUCUGAAAGCGCCCCUACAAAAAUGAGAGUUAUAAGAUGAGGAAACUCAUCCUGCCUCUAGCCUUCUACCAGAAGCAGAAUGACUGAAAGGAGCCCUUGUAAGAAUUGCUAAGCGAUCUCUUCAGCUCAACAGAAAGCAGGAUGAGAGAAACCCAGAGAUUCCCUAGAAGAAGGCUGUUAGCUUGUACCCAGAGAAAGGGUUGAAUGCUCCAGCACCUGAUUACUCGCAGAAGCAGGCAAUGAAAAUAAAGUUUUGGGCAUUAAGGAUAAAAAUACUAAACCUCAGCAUCGUGUCCCACAAGGUUUUCUCUGGGGGGAAGCAGCAAUACAAGAGGAACAGUGGAUAAGCCCUUAUAGCAGAUCAACACCAUACAUUUAAUACAUAUCCAUGAUUUCCCUCAAAUAAUCCUGGGAACUAUUGUUUGUUAAAGAUGUUGGAUCAUGUGCUUUGGAAGCCAUGUGAUUUAAAUCACACGCUCACAGGGGCAAGACAGUUUGAUCAUAUUACACUGAUCUUGGCUCAACUGCACUGGCUGCCAAUUAGUUUCCAGGGCUAAUUCAAAGUGCUGGUUUUGACCUAGAAAGCCUUAAAUGGCUCACAACCACAAUACCUUAAGGACUGCCUCUCACCAUAUAAACCUACCUGGACCCUGAAAUCAUAUUCUGGGGCCCUUCUUAAUGAGCCUCCUCCAGAGGGUAGCAACACAAGGGCCUUUUCUGCAGCAGCUCCCCAUUUGUGGAAUGCUCUCUCUAGGGAGGUUCAGCCGGCACCUUGAUUAUAUACCAUUCAUCUGCCAGGUGAAGACAUUCCUUUUUAACCAUGCCUUUGGCUGAUUGACACGAUGCCCUUUUAAAUGUGUUUGUGGAAGAGGGGAUUAUUGAUUUGUUUUUGUUCUUAUUUUUAUUAUGUAUUUUGUGUUUUUUACAUAUAUAGUCAUUUUAUGUUGUGAACUGCCCUGUGAUCUAUGGGUAUAGGGCAGUAUACAAAUUUAAUAAAUAAGAAGAAGAAAGUAGAUUGGAUGUUCUUUAAACGUGUGGUGUGCCCAUAGUUUUUCCUAAGAUUUUGCUUAGCCUACAUUUUUAUUUUGCUUAACUUCUGCAUUGAUUUUGACAAUCAAAUCCAUCAUUAGUAUCUUUUUUCUUUAUAACUGAAUAAUAAUCAAAUUAUAUGUCAUUUCCCCUUCCUAUGUAGAUUCCACUGGUGAGGAGCCAACCUGGAAUUUCUGGAAAUACCUUGUAGAUCCAAAUGGGAAGACGGUAAAGGCUUGGGACUCUACUGUCACUAUUGAGGAAAUAAAACCUCACAUCACUGAACUUGUGAGGAAUAUCAUCCUGAAGAAAAAAGAUGAACUGUGAUUACACCCAUACCCACACCCACACCCACACACCCCACUAAUUCUUGAACCUCUGAUUAUCAUUUGGACCAUUAUUUUCACUCUUCUCAUUCCUAAAAGAAAAUAUAAUUUUAAAAAAUUGUCAAUAUGAAUUCCAUCAACAUGAGUUAGCUCCAUCCUCCGAGUACAAUACAGUGGUACCUCAAGUUACAUACGCUUCAGGUUACAUACACUUCAGGUUACAGACUCCGCUAACCCAGAAAUAGUACCUCGGGUUAAGCACUUUGCUUCAGGAUGAGAACAGAAAUUGUGCUCUGGCGGCGCAGCGGCAGCGGGAGGCCCCGUUAGCUAAAGUGGUGCUUCAGCUUAAGAGCAGUUUCAGGUUAAGAACGGACCUCCAGAACAAAUUAAGUCCUUAACCCGAGGUACCACUGUACUGUAUUUUAUUUUUUGGUCUUGCAUUCAAUCCAUUAUUUAACCCAGAAGGAACUGGUUCUCUUCUCAGGGGAAACACACCAAAGGUCUGGGGUUUAUUUCCCAUUUCAAGUCACUUAUUGAUCGUGGUGAGGUGAAGAACCAAUUCGGAUCUCUCUGUAGGUAAAUAACCUCAGCACUCUAGGAUUUCCUAGAGAAAUAUUACUAAUAGUUACCCUAUCAUGAACUUGUUCAUCAAGGGCAUUUACGAAAUGCAACCCAGAAUAGGUAUAAUAGAUCUUAACCUGCGUGUGGUUUUAAGAUGCAGUUUUUAUGCUGGGAAACAAGAGCACAUUGACACGAUCUGUAUUUGCUUGCACUCACACCAGUCACAUUCAUUUAUCCCUGAGAAUCCAUACACUAGGAUGGAUCUAAGAAUCCUGUUCUAUUCAAUGAAAAUGAGAUUUUUCCUGCCAAUUAUUUAAAAAAACAAAAAACCUGUUUGAGAGGAUUGUCGGACCCGCUCAAACAGAAAGGAAGACAGUAUUGGGGGGGCUACAGUUGGAGGACAAGAAUCCUGUUAGCAGGAGCCCCUAUUGGACCAAAGUCCCUUUUCUGAAUGGAAGGAAAUAUUUGGACCCAUUAAUCCCAAACUGUUGCAUUCCUGUGUUCUGUCUGUUGUCAUCCAGCAUUUUGCAUGUGCUGAUUUAUUGUGAUUUAAAAAAUAAUAAUAAUAAUAAGCAACUUCCUUUCAAUUGCUGCAAAGUCCUCUUAGGUGUGAACUGAAAUGUAGCAUUGUGUUAGAGCAGAGGUGUGGUUGGCGAUGUUCUUGAUGGCAUGUCUUUUUGGUUUCCUACAUUUCUGGCCCUCUCAAGUUCCAGAGGCAUCUACCCUUAAAAAAAUCAUUACUGAAACUGACAAAAGAUUUCAUUCAUCUUUGCAGCUUGCCUUGAGAAGCCUGGUGAAACAGAAACUUUGCAGAUGUUGGGGAAAGCUUUCUCAGCUGUGCACAUCUACAUCUGAGAACAACUUAAGGCUUUCACCCCACUUACACAGGGAGUCUUAGAAAGGGUUGUGAGUUUCACCAAGUUUCUCCAGAUUCAGCAUGGGAUGGGUAGGUGCCACUGAAAGAGCUGCUUCCCCUUCACAUAGAACAGGUAACCAACCUGGUGGCAUCUGAAUGUUGAGGCCUACAGCUUGCCUCGUCCCUCACCAUUAGUCAUGCUAGCUGUGACGGAGGGGAAUUGAAGUUCACAACAUCUGGAGGCCUCCAAGUUGGCUUCCCAUGGGAUGGAAACUAGGUAAUGCUCAAAUAGUGAAUUAGAGCUCACAUAGGGCUUUAAAAAUAUUUUUGUUGUUUUCUGGAAGCAUCCAUAGAUUUCCUUCAGUUGUAAUCUGUGUUGUUGGAAUUAAGUGACUUGACUCAGAAAAGGAAGUACAUAUGUCAGCUUAUAACCACUGGUGAAAGGAAUGGAGAAUUUUUGUUGACUGAACCAGAAUAAAAGGAGAUCCCUACAUCAUUUUAACAGAUGUUUGCGAACUUCCAUACAUUACACACAGUUUGCUUGAAUGUGAUCCAUUAGAAUCUUAAAAGAAUCAAGCACCUUGAAGAGAGAGACCAAGUUUUUUCAUAAUAGCUUGGCCCAUAGUAACUUGUUGCCUAGUAACAGAGUUGAAAGUGACCAUUAUUCAUUGAUCCUGCUGAUUAAUACUUUGGACACUCCUCCCUUACUCCCUCCACAAAAUAUUAUAGAGGGUACCCAAAUUGGUGAAAGACAAAUUUGCAACCUGCCUACUCUCUUCUAUAACUGAAUUACUUGUCAGGAACCAUUUGUCAGUGGACCCUGCUAUUUUACAAUUUUACCCUUUUGAAUAAGCCCCCCUCUCAAAAUAAAAUACAUACAAUAGGUUCCCACCAAGCGGGAUGAUCCUCCUGCAACACCCUAGUCUGUCAACCUGUAGGGGGCAUUUCUGAGCUCUGUUUCCCAGGAGCCCAUCUCUAGGAAGGGAGCUUUAGACCUGUGUUCCCAAAACCCCAAACACCAAAUCUUACACAAUGAUCAGUAGAAAACGGCAAUGCAGCUCAGGUGCGCUGUCACGGCAUAUGUUACUUACAGCCCACAGUUAAAACCACUCAAAUGUAUCACCAGUGAUAUAUAGAAGAAGAAGAGUUUGGAUUUGAUAUACUGCUUUAUCACUACCCUAAGGAGUCUCAAAGCGGCUAACAACCUCCUUUCCCUUCCACCCCCACAACAAACACUCUGUGAGGUAAGUGAGGCUGAGAGACUUCAGAGAAGUGUGACUGGCCCAAGGUCACCCAGCAGCUACAUGUGGAGGAGCGGGGAAGCGAACCUGGUUCACCAGAUUACAAGUCUACCACUCUUAACCACUAUACCACACUGGCUCUCAUCUCAUAGCCUAAUCUGGAUGAUGAUACAUCCCUCACACAGACUCUGAAUGGCUGACCUGACUUGCUUACAGACAUCUCCCCCAACUUAAAACGAGCUGCUCACAGGCAACCAGUAGCACCCUAGCCUGUUUUGCCACCUGAGGCAAAACGGUAAGGAUGCUGCCCCCCUCCACUUCAGCCCUGCCUCACCAUCUCAUGGGGGGGGGGCGUGCAGCAGCAGCUUCCGGUGAGAUCUUAGGGAGCUCUCACAAGAGUUCUAUGAGAUCAUGCAACAUCUCACCGGAAGCCGCCACAGCUUCUCUGGCAGCAGCAGGGCUGGGUGUCCAUGGGAGUACUGGCUCAUGGGAUUCUGCCACCUGAGGCAGCUACUUCAGUUCACUUCAUGCCAGCAACUACAGGCUAUGUAACAGAGAGACAGACACAAGGACCCUGUGGCAGACCCAGCCGCUAACUCACCAUGCCAACUCUUACAGGACCUAAUGGCGCCAGGACCUAAUGACAUCAGGGGUUCAUUAACUUGCUCACCUUCAAAUACAAUAGAUCUUUAUUUAUAAAGUAUUCCUAAUGUCCAAUACCAAGAUGAAAGUCAACCAGGUCUGUGUGUUGAGCACGCUGCGUUAUGGAAGUGAGUUGUGGGCAACUUACAACCAUCAGGAACAACACCUCAGCGCCUUCAACACGUGCUGCAUCAGGAGGGUCUGAAGUAUCACAUGGCAGGACAGAAUUCCAAACAAAGAUGUGCUCUCCCAAGUCUAUAUUUCCAGUAUGUUUGCACUCCUAUCUCAACAAUGUCUACGCUGGCUUGGUCAUGUUCACAGAAUGGAAGAUGGCAGGAUCCCCAAGGAAGCUGGCAGACCAACUCUGUGUUACUAAGAUGACUGCAAACGUGAAAUGAAGGCUGGCAACAUCAACCCUGACAUGCUGGAAUCCCUUGCAGACGACCACAGAGCCUGGAGACAGGCAGAGGAGAAAUGACCACUGGGAGAAGCACAGAGAGAAAAAAUCCCCAAGGUGCAUCUGCAGCAGCAAACUGGAUGCCUUCAUCUGCCCCAACUGCAACAAAACAGGUCUCUCCAGCAUUGGCCUCUACAGCCACAGCAGGCGCUGCAGCCUUCCAACAGCUUAACCUCACCUGCAAAGGUGUACUCCUCCAGUUUUCCAAGACAGACAAAUGCCAACAACAACAACCACCCUCUCACAAAACAUCAAGGCAGUGUUCAACAAUGUAAAAAUCUUUAAUUGCAGUACGAAACAAUCACUAAAAUGGCGGGCUGCUCAAUGAAACUUUUAAGCUCCAUAGGACUAUCGGCAUAAAAGGUCUUCAAGAAAUGCAAAUUAAAAGUGAGGAUACCUGCUGAAUCUGUGCUGGAAGUGUGUUCCACGGCAUGGGUCCAGUGACACUAAAUACUCGACUUCAGCAAUGCUUAUUUAGAAGUACAUCACUGCAAACAAUGCACAAAGUAAGCAAGCUGAAACAGUUUCAUUUCCCCCCUACUGUUUUUCUUAUGUUUCUGCCUGGUACUCAUCAUGAAGUAGGCAAAAGGGCACGAGGGAGCUAUUGAGUUGGUGUAAAUUUAAAUAUAGAUAGCAAUAAUGGAAAUCACUUCCUGCUUUUAGCACUAAUCUUUCACCUACAUACUAUACUUUUAUCUCAGUCUAAAGGUGAAAGGCUUCUCAUUAUCCACAGCAACUCGUGCUUCUCCCUUUUCUCUCAUUUUAAAUUCCUGAUGCAUCUGACUUCUUGGUAUAUAUUAGGACAUAGCAAGCCCCACCCCCCCUUUAUCAGGAUGCUCUUGGAAGAGGUCACACAGCUGUCUCUCAAAAGAAGUCCAGAUCCACCAUUGCGCUAACCAGAGAUUUUCACUGCAUUGCCAAAGCUGUGCGAUCUCAUACAGAUUCUGUUUCACCUUUGACAAGUCCUAAAUCUUAAGGCACCCCGGCUCAGUUUGGGAUUGGUCUGAAUGAAUCUGGUGCACACCCUUAGAAUCCACUACUAUUGCCAGCAGAGGAGAAACAUGGUACUGUUAUUUGGGCACUAAUGGGUCUUUCAUGGCUUCUGUUUUGCUCAUUCAGUUGUUCAAAAUAGGCUCUAAUGGAGGGUUAGUUAAGGUUUCUCAGCAGCACAGCUUCUUACAAGACAGUUCCUUUUCUAGACAUUCUGGAGACUAAAAGUAGAGAGUCUUUUUUGUGAAAAGGCACUCAACAAUAACACAUGGCAAAAUGCACAAAAGCUUUGAAAAUUAAACAAUUUAAUUAAUGGUU